Molecule: messenger RNA, 3690 nt
Organism: Hemibagrus wyckioides
Lineage: Eukaryota; Metazoa; Chordata; Actinopteri; Siluriformes; Bagridae
Gene: fbxo11a
Product: F-box protein 11a
Exons: 23
Coding region: 401-2932 (843 amino acids)
Biological process (GO): protein ubiquitination; regulation of apoptotic process; ubiquitin-dependent protein catabolic process
Molecular function (GO): protein binding; zinc ion binding
Source: RefSeq, a predicted model, not a curated record
AAUGGCUCCUCCUGCCAAAGAGGGUCAGAAAAGGAACCUGUAUCAUAGUGGCAGGAUUGUGAAAAAAACAAAUAUUGUGCUAUCUCGGAUAGGAGGGGUGCACUGACUGUUUAACAGUGCAAUGGUUUUGGGGUUUCCGCUUUGUUUUUUUGGGUGGGAUUGAGCGCUGUCUUGAAGAAGUACGGGUUCUAGUGUUAUUAGAACAUUAAACAGCCCCAGAUGAACUCGGUGAGAGCUGCGAACCGCAGACCCAGGCGAGUGUCGAGGCCGCGCCCGGUGCCGCCGGGAAGAAACAACCAAGAAAGAGGUCUGGCUAAAACAAGAGUAAAUACACUGCCUGGCCAAAAAAAGUCACCACCUGGAUUUAACUAAGCAAAUAGAUGAGGAAGUUGCAGGAGACAUGGUUGCUGAAGAAUCUGGUCCAGGAGCUCAGAACAGUCCUUAUCAACUUCGAAGAAAGUCUCUUUUACCCAAAAGAGCUGUGUAUCCAGCCAAGACUAACAUGGAGUGUGAUUCCACAUCAACAACAGAAAUCUUUGGUCAUCAGGCCAAGCGUGCCAGGGUGUCUGGGAAAUUACAACACGUAACAGCUGCUCCAGCAGAACAGUACCUGCAAGUGAGGCUUCCCGAUGAGGUGGUACUGAAGAUCUUCUCCUAUCUGCUGGAGCAAGAUCUGUGUCGGGCUGCUUGUGUGUGUAAACGUUUUAGUGAACUGGCCAGUGACCCCAUUUUGUGGAAGAGACUCUAUGUAGAGGUUUUUGAGUACGCCCAUCCAAUGAUGCAUCCAGACUCAGGAAAAUUUUACCAAAUUAACCCAGAGGAGUGUGAGCAGCUCAAUCCAUGGAAGGAGAGCUUUCAGCAGCUGUAUAAGGGAGCACAUGUGAAGCCAGGGUUUGCUGAACACUUUUACAGUAACCCUGGCAGAUAUAAAGGGAGGGAGAAUAUGCUGUAUUACGACACUAUUGAGGAUGCAUUAGGUGGGGUGCAGGAGGCUCAUUUUGAUGGGCUUAUAUUUGUCCACUCAGGGAUUUACACAGAUGAGUGGAUCUAUAUUGAGUCACCAAUCACAAUGAUUGGUGCAGCACCAGGGAAAGUUGCAGAUAAAGUUGUCAUUGAAAACACUAGAGAUUCAACAUUUGUUUUCAUGGAGGGGUCAGAAGAUGCAUUUGUUGGCUAUAUGACAAUAAAGUUUAAUCCUGAUGAUAAGUCAGCCCAGCAUCACAAUGCGCAUCACUGUUUAGAGAUCACAGUUAACUGCAGCCCAAACGUUGACCACUGCAUCAUACGUAGCACUUGUACAGUGGGUUCAGCGGUUUGUGUGAGUGGUCAGGGGGCAUGUCCUACUAUCAAACAUUGUAACAUCAGUGACUGUGAGAAUGUAGGACUCUACAUCACAGACCAUGCGCAGGGCAUUUUUGAAGAUAAUGAGAUAUCCAAUAAUGCUCUAGCUGGGAUCUGGGUUAAGAAUCAUGGAAAUCCCAUAAUUAGACGGAAUCACAUCCACCAUGGAAGAGAUGUGGGGGUCUUUACUUUUGACCAUGGCAUGGGCUACUUUGAAAGCUGCAACAUCCAUAGAAACCGGAUAGCAGGAUUUGAAGUGAAGGCAUAUGCCAACCCCACAGUAGUGCGCUGUGAAAUCCACCAUGGACAGACUGGAGGCAUAUAUGUACAUGAAAAGGGCAGAGGGCAGUUCAUUGAGAACAAGAUCUAUGCAAACAACUUUGCUGGUGUAUGGAUUACCUCAAAUAGUGACCCUACAAUUAGGGGUAACGCAAUCUUUAAUGGCAACCAAGGUGGUGUUUACAUAUUUGGUGAUGGCCGAGGCCUUAUCGAAGGAAACGACAUAUAUGGGAAUGCUUUGGCAGGGAUUCAGAUCCGGACCAACAGCUGUCCUAUUGUACGACACAACAAAAUCCAUGACGGCCAACAUGGGGGCAUUUAUGUGCAUGAGAAAGGCCAAGGUGUUAUUGAAGAAAAUGAGGUCUACAGCAACACAUUAGCUGGAGUGUGGGUAACCACAGGAAGCACACCUGUACUGCGCAGGAAUAGAAUACACAGUGGAAAGCAGGUUGGUGUUUAUUUCUAUGAUAAUGGACAUGGAGUACUGGAAGACAAUGAUAUCUACAACCACAUGUAUUCAGGAGUUCAGAUCAGGACUGGAAGCAACCCGAAAAUAAGACGAAACAAGAUCUGGGGUGGUCAAAAUGGUGGAAUCCUUGUUUACAACUCUGGUUUGGGCCUAAUAGAAGACAAUGAGAUCUUUGACAAUGCUAUGGCAGGGGUUUGGAUCAAAACAGACAGCAACCCAACACUUCGUAGAAAUAAGAUCCAUGAUGGUAGAGAUGGAGGAAUUUGCAUAUUCAAUGGAGGACGAGGGUUGCUGGAGGAGAAUGACAUCUUUAGGAAUGCCCAGGCAGGGGUCCUCAUCAGUACCAACAGUCACCCUGUACUGAGAAGAAACAGGAUAUUUGAUGGCUUUGCUGCAGGUAUAGAGAUCACAAACCAUGCAACUGCAACUUUAGAAGGAAAUCAGAUUUUUAACAACCGCUUUGGUGGGUUGUUUCUUGCAUCUGGUGUCAAUGUGACAAUGAAAGACAAUAAGAUAAUGAACAAUCAAGACGCCAUCGAAAAAGCAGUGAGCCGUGGACAGUGCCUGUAUAAGAUUUCCAGUUACACCAGCUAUCCAAUGCAUGAUUUUUACAGAUGUCACACCUGUAACACAACGGACCGCAAUGCAAUUUGUGUGAAUUGCAUCAAAAAGUGUCAUCAAGGACAUGAUGUAGAGUUUAUUAGACACGAUAGGUUUUUCUGUGACUGUGGUGCAGGGACAUUGUCAAACCCGUGCAUGUUAGCCGGAGAGCCGACACAUGAUACAGAUACACUGUAUGACUCCGCUCCUCCUAUAGAGUCCAGCACACUGCAGCACAACUGAGUCUGUGACCUCAUGAGACUACACACCACUCCUUAAUGAUCUACUGCUGCCCCAUUUUCCAUCUUGAAAAUACUUUGAGGAGAGGCCACAAUCCAGACAUAAAUAAGCAGACUCUGCAAGCUGCUGUUACUAAAUUACAUGUUUGAAUACAUAUAAGGCUAGAAUAAGGGCAAUAAUUUCAGAUGUUCACAUGCCAGAUCUAUGUUGUCAUUAUUCACAGUGUAAAUUGUCAUUGGAUCAGGAGAGUGUCGAAUAUGAUCCAAUAUAAAUCCAACAGAUCAGACUGGUGGGUCCCAAGCACUCCUCCAUCAUGUGUUUAAAUUAUUUUAGAAAUAAUUCUAUUUGUCAUUUUCAUUAAUUAUAGAUUCAGAAUACUUAGAGAAAAAAGAAAGCAAGACAGAAUAUAUAACGGUUAUAUAUAAGGUUCACCUGCUUUCUUUCCCAAGAGAGGUGGGAGGUGAUAAAUGCAAACAUUCACAUUGAGUCACUGACUAAUUUUGGGUAGUGCUGGAAGAAACUUGGUAAAAGAUUGCUGGUUCAUUUCUGGAAGAGCAGUUUUACCAGUUUCUUAGUGCCUGUAUUCAAGAAUUUAUUGCCACAAUAUGGUGUAUGUAUGGUGAUAACUACGACCAGCAGCAUUUUUAAACAAAUUAAAUGGUAUUCCGUUUUAAUGCUUACUUGUAGUUUUGUAUUUUGAAAUCCUAAUUGUACUUGAAUGUUUGUUUUUUUUAUUAUUUUAUUAAAUAUUAAUUAUGGGA